UGUCGGUGCUGAACCCGGGGGACCCCAGCGUCGAGGGUGCGUUGUUCUCCGACUCAUCCUGCACGAUGAGAACGCCGCGCAAACGUAGCAAGAGGAGAUCAGAUGUUGCAGCGCCGCAGGCGCGGGAGGAGGACGAGGCCGGGGGCUCGUGCGCUUACCAUUCCGCCGGCGAAGGAGAAGCUCUGGGCGGCUCAGAGGAGGCUGGGGUGGGGCGGGCGCGGCUAGAGUUCAGGGAGCGCAGGGCAGAGCGGAGCGCCCGGGGUUUGGGGGUAGAAAAAGAGCCCCUUGACUGCCAAAAGACGUCAGAAAAGCCCAAACCCCAGGCGUGGCCCGUAUUCUCUCUUCCCCCACAAGGCGCGAUGCCCCCUAGAUCGGAUCACGCCGGCGGCAGCGCCGCCGCCGCGGCGGCCACGCAUGCCGACUUCGACUCCAUCGAUCCCCUCUUCCACGUCCUCCGCGUGCUCCCCUUCUCCUUCCUCCGGCCGCCGCGCACCCGCCUGAGGCUGCCGUCGAACCUGGCGCUCCCGUCGCCCAUGACCGUCUUCUCCCUCAUCCUACUCACCUACUUCGCCGUCGUCUCCGGCCUCGUCUACGACGUCAUCGUCGAGCCCCCCGGCAUCGGCAGCGCCCAGGACCCCGGCACCGGCGCCGUCCGCCCCGUCGUCUUCCUCCCGGGCCGCGUCAACGGUCAGUACAUCAUCGAGGGGCUCUCCUCCGGGUUCAUGUUCCUCCUUGGCGGCGUCGGCAUCAUCCUCCUCGACCUCGCCGUCGACCGCACCAGGCCCCGCAGCCUCCGCGUCUCGUUUGGAAGCGCCGGCGCGGUCGCCGUCGUCAUCGCCUACGCCAUGGCCAUGCUCUUUCUCCGCAUCAAGAUCCCCGGCUACCUUUGGUGAGGCUGAUAAAAUCUUGCCUGUUAAUUAACUAGACCAGAUCCGCUGCAAGAUCUCGCUACAUCUAAAUAGAUCUGCGUGCUGUGGAGUGUGGACUAGCGGACUCCUCUUUUAAUUUUGUCAAUUGAUGUUGCAUCGCACAAUGUUGUAUGAUAUCAACUCAGAAUUGCUUGGUGAGGAUUCUCAUUUUGCAGUGGUACUAUUAUCAACCUGUUCCAUGGAAUGCGUGCAAUCCCACUAUUUA
Molecule: messenger RNA, 1134 nt
Organism: Sorghum bicolor (sorghum)
Lineage: Eukaryota; Viridiplantae; Streptophyta; Magnoliopsida; Poales; Poaceae
Product: oligosaccharyltransferase complex subunit ostc
Exons: 1
Coding region: 66-893 (275 amino acids)
Cellular component (GO): oligosaccharyltransferase complex
Source: RefSeq, a predicted model, not a curated record